Molecule: messenger RNA, 1430 nt
Organism: Octodon degus (degu)
Lineage: Eukaryota; Metazoa; Chordata; Mammalia; Rodentia; Octodontidae
Gene: Nme7
Product: NME/NM23 family member 7
Exons: 6
Biological process (GO): CTP biosynthetic process; GTP biosynthetic process; UTP biosynthetic process
Molecular function (GO): nucleoside diphosphate kinase activity
Source: RefSeq, a predicted model, not a curated record
AACAGUAGCCCUGAUUAAACCAGAUGCAGUAUCAAAGGUUGGAGAAAUAAUUGAAAUAAUAAACAAAGCUGGGUUUACUAUAACCAAACUGAAAAUGAUGACACUUUCAAGGAAAGAAGCAGCAGAUUUUCAUGCAGACCACCAGUCAAGGCCCUUUUAUAAUGAGUUGAUCCAGUUUAUUACCAGUGGGCCGGUUAUUGCCAUGGAGAUUUUAAGAGAUGAUGCUAUCUGUGAGUGGAAAAGGCUGCUUGGCCCUGCAAACUCUGGACUGGCACGUACAGAUGCUCCUGGGAGCAUCAGAGCCCUCUUCGGAACAGAUGGGAUAAGAAAUGCAGCUCAUGGCCCAGAUUCUUUUGCUUCUGCUGCCAGAGUACGGUGUUUAAAAAAUAUUUUACUUUUGUUAAAUGUAUUAUAUCAAAUUAAAGCAUAUGACCUCGAAAUGGUGACAGAAAUGUAUUCUGGCUCUUGUGUAGCAAUGGAGAUUCAACAGAAUAAUCCUACAAAGACAUUUCGAGAAUUCUGUGGACCUGCUGAUCCUGAAAUUGCCCGGCAUUUACGCCCUGAAACCCUGAGGGCAAUCUUUGGUAAAACUAAGAUCCAGAAUGCUGUGCACUGUACAGAUCUGCCAGAGGAUGGCCUCUUAGAGGUCCAGUACUUCUUCAAGAUCUUGGAUAAUUAGCAGGACAGAAAGUAAAGAAGUCACAGACUGGGGCAGUUAGACAAGAAUGAAUCAUGGACAUGAGGAAUGUGUUCAUUCUUUUAUUGUCCAUUGUUUUAACCUGACUGAUACAAGAUCAACAAGAGCACUGUACUCCUGGCAAUUAUUACAUAUGUUAGAACAUGGAUUUGCACUAUAGACGACAUUUAACACCAGUCUAUGGGGUACUGCAUUGCUUUUAUAAAGUUCAAAAUAAAGAUUUAUUUUCAAACAAGUGACUUUGGUUUAUUUCAUACAUUACACUUUUUCUUGCAGAAAAAAAUAAAAUUGUACAACUGCAUAAAUAUAAAAUUCUUCCACCAUGAAAAUGGUUAAAACAUUCAAUAAAGACACAGCACCAGCAUGUGAUGCCUCCAGAGAAAGGAAAAAAGGAAAAGAAAAUGUACAGAGCAAACUAACCAGCCCUGUCACUAACCAAAGUGACAGGCGGAGCCAGAUCUCAGACACAGCUUUAGAACACACUGGAGGACCAGGGAGGAGAUGUCAAGACAGCAUUCGGUACAAAGCACAACACAACCCAUCACCUUUUUUGUGUUUUUCUGUAGUGUCACUUAAAAUUUAAAGGGCAGUUCCCCCAUGACAACCCACCCCACCCCCCAAGCCCCAGGGAGAAAAAAAAUAAAGUAAUACCUAACAUACAGGGGAAGACUAUGGAGUGUGUUAAAAUUGCUCAUUGAUGGGCCAUUACUUUUGAAAGAGCCAAACAGAAGAG